Messenger RNA from Theileria equi strain WA, 1386 nucleotides. RefSeq lists its product as hypothetical. Bases 1 to 1386 code for a protein of 461 amino acids. The record is from RefSeq and is a predicted model, not a curated record. The transcript has a single exon. NCBI's taxonomy places the organism in Eukaryota, Apicomplexa, Aconoidasida, Piroplasmida, Theileriidae.
AUGGGAGGAUCACACUCCAAACCUGUUACUGUAGACAUUAGUAAACAUUCUGGAAAUGUCCAAUCAGGUGAUAAAGGAGGACACUAUUACGAUAGCGAUAGUAGAAGAGUUAAUCUGACGGAUGAAUGGUACCCUGACCCAGAAGGAACGUAUAAAAAGUUCAAACAUAUUCCGGAAUCAGGAAAUAUCCAAAGUAUUACACACAAUGAUGCUCCUCAAACCCUAUCCCCUAACAGUCUUCCACAGUAUUCCAGUGUAACGGUCUACUACUGGUCAUUGGAUAGCACUUGUGCUACACCCCUCCUAAUUCAACUCGGAACAGGAGAUACAGACAAAUACUAUAAACAUGCUGGUAUUGAAGAUACUUGGAGUAAGGAUAAAGAGGCAAAUGUAAGUCUCAGGGAGGAACUUAACAAACAAAACUGUGGUAGAAACAAGGCUCACAUUAUAGAUAUUUCACAGAAGAGAACUAGUUCUUAUAAUUGUCCAAGUUGUGGUUAUAAACGGAAAAUUCAAACCAAUUAUCAAAGCAGUUCAGAUUUUACUUACUGUGCACAUUCUAUUACUGGUGAUUCUCAUUCUUCUGGAUCCCUCUCAAUCUCUGGGUUUAUAGAUAGUAGAAAUUGGCAAGUUGGACUUCCGUCUAUUAAGGAUAUUUCGGUCAUAACCAUAAAUUUUAUCUCAAACACUAAUACCCCUAUUGUAAUUAAUUAUAACAAAGGUGGAGAGAAAUAUUUCAAGAGAAACACUAAAACUAGUAAUUCCUGGGUUGCAGUUCCCAAGGGUCAAGAGUCUAACCUUCUAAAUGAUCGGAAUUAUUACCCCAAAAUUACUCCUUAUAUAUCUAGUAAAGCUAAAACAUACACUGAUGAAGGUACUGGUAUAAGUAUAACAGUGCGGAAUAGUCCAAUAGGUGAUGGCUACUGGAAAUUUGAACAUUCUCUCGUGGGCGGUCUCUUUACAGUUGAGAGUGUUGUGCAUGAUAGUACUCCACUUGAGGGUAUAGAAUCUUCUCCUGAUACCCAUCUAGAGAGUAUCUCAUCCUAUUACUGUGGAAACACUCCUACGGAUCUACCUAAGCUUCUCCUUGUUGAACUGUCUAUAAAGACUAGUGAUAAAACCACAUACAAGUACUAUUGCGGAGAUAAGAAAAAUGCACCUUCAUGGUCAAAAUAUCCCGGAUCUGAUGGAACUACUCAACUAAGGGGUGCCCCUCUAAAGACUGAACUUGAUAGGCUAAGGAAGAUACAUUUUCCAGAUACUGGACUUUCAACAGGAGCUAAAGCAGGGAUUGGCAUUACAAGUGUAGGCGCUGGUGGAGGCAUCAUCUGUCUUGGAAUAUGGAAGGGCCCUGCUCUAAUUGCACGACUAAUCACUCGCAUGUAA